Ictalurus furcatus (blue catfish) is the source of this 6528-nucleotide messenger RNA. It is a transcript of the gene kdm2aa, whose product is annotated as lysine (K)-specific demethylase 2Aa. Gene Ontology annotation, biological process: regulation of transcription by RNA polymerase II; protein demethylation. NCBI's taxonomy places the organism in Eukaryota, Metazoa, Chordata, Actinopteri, Siluriformes, Ictaluridae. Bases 1434 to 5309 code for a protein of 1291 amino acids. The record is from RefSeq and is a predicted model, not a curated record. The transcript has 22 exons. Gene Ontology annotation, molecular function: transcription coregulator activity; protein binding; zinc ion binding.
UGAAUGUUCACCAAGUUCUGCCCUCUAACCACGCGUUAAGCAUUAUAUCCGCCUUGAUUGGUUACGUACGGGAUAUUUGCUUGAAAACCAAUAGUUUCAUGUUAUAUUGAUCGACAUCACUGCUCCGUCAAUAAGAGCGCAGUAAUUCCUACAAUUUGUUCGCUUAAUGGUUACUGACGCUGUCCGUUACUGUUUUGUGAAUCUACACGAUAGUAUUGUAUGUAUAAGUCUAUGGCAUUGAUUGACAUAUUUUCCAACCAAUACCGUUCCAUCUGUGUCGCAUUUGAUUGGCGCAAAUGUACUAGUGGUCGUGGCUUGUUUUCCGGAGAGGCAGCUGAGUUUUCAUGACGAUUUGAAAAUGGCGGCGAAAGGGUUCACCAAUGGAACUUUAUCGUGAAUGCACAGAGAGCGGAGCUGUCCAAACGACAAUUUCCCUCAGUAUUGAAAAAAAGUUCAAAAGAAACCUCACCGGAAUGUAUAUGUUAUUAUUAGAGGCGGAUUUGAUGCGUUUUACUGUGCGGGUUUUGAGGCCAAGUUAGCGAAGUUCGCUGAAAAUAACUAUAACAGCGUUUCAGUGGGAUAACGUUAGAACUUAAACGUUUCUAAACUGGAGCUAACGCUAGCUAGCUAAGUUAGCUUAUAAAGACAACGCGAGAUGAAGCUACUUUAAUUGCUUUUCUUUAGUACCCCCCUGAGUUGUCAUGUUUUGGUUUUUAUCCUUAAUAAGCGUUACUACGAACGCAUUCCUGACGCGGUGUUUGUUUAUUAAAACCGGAGUGAAUAAAUAUCACGAAAGCUAUGUUGGUUCUAGCGAGAUAGCUAACAAUUUGUUAGCUACUUUUGCGUGUGCGUUUAGUGUUGGGAGCUAAGCGCGAGCUAAUGCUAAUGCUAAUCCGUCUCACACAGCACAAUCGUUUUGUUUUGGUGGAGCGAUGGUUCACUUCAGUGGAGGGUAGCUAGCUAGCAAGUACAUUUCACACAGCUUGUUAAUUAAUUCAUAAUUGAACUUCUUGUAGGUUUUUUUUUAAAGUAGCGUUUUAGUGUCAAGUGCGUGACUUGAUAGAAUGGUGCCUUACUAUGGCACAUAUCUCGCUGGUUAACAUGGUUAUUAAAUAGAUCAGGGUGCAAUACAUUUUUAAAGCAGGCUGUAAUGUAUAGCCAACUAAUUUACUACCUAGCAAGUUCUAAGAUUGACUGCCAUUUAAAACACUUUACUACAUUCAGGUAACUUUAUACAUAAUGUCAUUUUAACGAUUUUUUUUUAUUUACGCUCUUCGGUCGGUUGUGUUUUAAUUACGAAGGUUUUUUGCUCAAGUUUAGACAACCUUUUCUAGCUAUCAGGUAGCUCAUAAUUCGCCAAACUUUUGACAGACGAGUAUAAGCGAGAGCUGGUGUCUUUCUCUGGAAAUUAUUUCCUCCGUGACAGACUGGAUAUGGAAGAUCCAAAUCCACGAUACAGCAAACGACUGCGGUCAGGCACGCGGCGACGUUACCAUGACGAUGGGAUCUCUGAUGAUGAGAUCGAGGGGAAAAGGACCUUUGACUUGGAGGAGAAAGUAUACAGUGAUCGCUUUGGUUCUGACAGGAUCAAACGCAUGGAAGGAAAAGAUUUCACAUUUGAGUUCAUCCAGAGGUGCGGGCUGAGGGAUCCAAUUAUCUUUGAACGACCAGAUGGACUUGGAAUCAAAAUGCCAGGUUCAGACUUCAGUGUGAACGAUGUGAAGAUGUUUGUGGGCAGUCGCCGCAUGAUAGACGUGAUGGACGUGGCUACUCAGAAGGGCACAGAGAUGUCUAUGGCUCAGUGGAGGCGAUACUACGAGACCCCGCCUUCCCAGAGAGAGAAGCUGUACAAUGUCAUCAGCUUGGAGUUCAGCCACACCAAACUGGAGAAUUUAGUCAAAAGACCUGCAACAGUGGACAUGAUCGAUUGGGUGGAUAAUAUGUGGCCACGACACUUAAAGGAAAGGCAGAGAGACUCCACCAACUCCAUCCUUGACAUGCAGUACCCUAAAGUGCAAAAAUACUGUCUGAUGAGCGUGCAGGGCUGUUACACAGACUUCCACAUAGACUUUGGAGGCACUUCUGUGUGGUACCACAUACUCCGAGGAUGCAAGGUAUUUUGGUUAAUUCCUCCGACACCACAAAACCUGGAGCUCUAUGAGAACUGGGUGUUGUCUGGAAAACAAGGAGACAUCUUCCUCGGAGACAAGGCCACUGAGUGCCAAAGGAUUGAGCUCAAGCAGGGCUACACGUUUAUUAUCCCAUCAGGCUGGAUUCAUGCAGUGUACACACCUGUGGACACACUUGUGUUUGGUGGCAAUUUCCUACACAGUUUUAACAUCCCCAUGCAGCUCAAUAUCUGCAACAUUGAGGACAGGACAAGGGUGCCAACUAAAUUUCGCUACCCAUUUUAUUAUGAGAUGUGUUGGUAUGUGCUGGAACGGUAUGUGUACAGUCUGACCAACACCUCCUACCUCAUCCCUGAGUUUCAGAAACACUCUCUAGGCAUCGGCCUUAAGCAAGAACCCUCCAGUUUGGAAGCCUUGAACGGUCACGUAAAGGAAGAGGAUGAUCCUCCGUCUCCUCCAACUCGGCCUGGAAUGAAAGUCCACAUGACACCUUUUGAGCUGGAGGGUUUAUGGAAUUUGCUAGGAAAACUAGAAUCUCUUCCCUCGCACAAAAAGUGUGUUCCUGCAGGAAUACACAACGCACCUGCCUUGCUCCAUGACAUGCGGGCAUUACUUAAAGAACAUGCUAAUGAUAACUCUAAACUUUCAUACACUGGAAGACCCAUUGUUAAAUGGCCAAAGAGGCCAUCCUGGUACCAGCCUCCCCCGCCGCCUGCCCCAGUCGGUCGUCCCAAAUUAGCCACCACUCCAAUCAUCCCUCGUCCAACAAAGCCAGCCUCCUCGAUGUCAGCACUCCGGCGGCGGCGUGUGCGCUGUAAGCGCUGUGAGGCAUGUCUGCGGCCAGAAUGUGGCGAGUGCAAUUUCUGCAGAGAUAUGAAGAAGUUUGGUGGCCCAGGCAAACUGAAACAGACGUGUGUCCUUCGCCAGUGUCUUGCUCCUGGCUUGCCUCUCUCUGCGGUGUGUGAAAUUUGUGAAGAAGGGAACCAGGAUACUGGAGAAGAACUCAUGGAAUGCUCCAAUUGUGCGCAGAUUGCCCAUCCUAGCUGCCUAAAGGUGCCAGGUGAGGGUGUAGUAAACAAAGAUCUGCCCAGUUGCUGGGAAUGUCCCAAAUGUGUCAUUGGCAAAGACACGGACUCUGAGUCAUCGGGCAGCGGUGAUGAACUCACAACUCCAGAGGGGUCGGGGGGGCUGAGGGGCGAGGGCGGGGCGUGGCACGGGGUCGGGCGGCCCCCUUCCUCUCUGUCACAUGGGUCGCUACGGAAACAAGUGGCGGCCCCAGAGCAGCGGCUCAGGAAGAGGAUCAAAUUGGAAGCAGGCAAAAUGCAUAAGCGCAAAUCAUCCUCGUUGGAUCCUCGGGUUGCUAAGAUCUACCGGAGACAAGGAAUGGAUUCAGGCAGUGACGACGAGGAUGGAGAAGGAAGGAGAAAGCUUUCGCUCCACUCAAGGGGUGCAAUAUCUGCUCGCCGUGGAUUUGGAUCUGGUAGGCGGGGACUGUUAAGAGGUUCUUCACAUCGAGGUGCCAGAGGGAGUGGUAGCAUGACCCCAAAUUCGUCCUCCCUAAAAAUGAGGCGUGGACUCGGUGUAAGGGGUGAGCGCGGAGGUCGUGUUCGUUUACGAGGUGGAUCCAAAAUGCAGCGAAGGCGUUAUGAAACAGACGAUGACGAUGACGACGAUGACGACGACGACGAUGAUGAUGAGGAGGAGGACGAUGAUGAGGAGGAGGAAGAGGAUGAAAGUGAAGAAGAAAGGCACAUGGGCAGGUCUGAAAAAGAGCACCGUUCGCGGCGUCGGCGGCGCAGAGGUGAAGAGGAUGAUGAAGACGAUGAUGAGGAUGAUGAAAGUGAAGAGCAAGACUUUGAUGGAGAGGAUGAAGAAAUGGAGGACCUGGAUGAUGGAGGGGAGGAAGAUGAGGAUGACGAGGGUGAGAACCGUUCAGACUCAGAACCUGACCCUCCUGUUCUACUCGUCUCAGACUUAAAUGAUGAACUGUUAAAUGGUUCUUAUCUGACUGUCACAUUGCAGCGCCCAUCAAAGGCCAGACGUGAUCUGGGGUCUAUUGUACCCAAACUGGAGGCAGCCAUGUCUCCUCGCACUCCCGGUAAUGCUGAUGUACUCCAGCGCAAAUCCCUUCACAAGUAUCGGCAGAAAAAUGGCAGCUCUCUCUCCACUGGAAAUGGUUUCUCACAACCCAAAGUCAGUCUAGCAUCAGGCCGUCAUACACGCUACAGGAGUUUGAACCUUGAUGGUAGAGCCUCCCCUUCCUCCACCUCCUCUCGCUCUUCUAUUUCUCCUCCUCCUCCCACGACAUCCACCACCGGCUCCUCCCCUCCUUCCCUCCUCACUCAUCCCUCAUUCCGGGAUGUGGGGAACGAGCCAGGAUGUGAGAAGGAGGUGUGGGUGUCCGUGUUUCGCUACCUGAGCCGAACAGAACUGGCUGUGUGCAUGCGGGUUUGCAAGGCCUGGUACAAAUGGUGUUACGAUAAGCGCUUGUGGACUCGGAUAGAUCUCAGUAGAUGUCGCUCCCUCACUACUCAGGCUCUGUCAGCUGUUAUUAAACGCCAGCCCGUUGCACUUGACUUGUCCUGGACACCUGUGUCCAAGAAACAGAUCACCUGGCUUAUCCACCAUCUUCCAGGACUGAAGGAUCUGAUCAUGUCCGGCUGUUCAUCAUCAUCUCUUUCGGGCUUGAGUUCUCAGAGCAUCCCUUGUCUCCGCACGCUGGACCUGUGCUGGGCAGAGAGCAUUAAAGACUCUCAGCUCAAAGACCUCAUCGCUCCGUCAGGUAGUGAAAAUCGCAGCAGGCUGAAAGGCUUGUUAACUUUGCGGUUAUCUGGUCUGGACGUGGGUGACUCGACAUUGAAGCUGAUAAUCAAACACAUGCCAUUGCUGAGGAGGUUAGACCUGUCACAUUGCCCUGUCCUUACAGACCAGUCAAUCAGCCUGCUUACAGCCAUCGGCUCCAACACACGCAACACUCUCAGAGAGCUCAACCUCGCAGGUUGUAAUAAGCUAACAGAUGUCUGCCUGAAUUAUAUGAAGCGCCUCUCAGCUCUAACUCUACUAGACUUGCGUGGCUGUAAGGGUAUCACGCGACAUGGCUGUGAAAACUUCAUUUCUGACCUUUCUUACUGCACCUUCUUCUGUCUGACUGAGGAUAAACUCAUCCAGAGGAUAUCUUAACACAGACGCACACACACAGCACACAUGCUCUUACACUGGUGUGCUCAACGUGCUCCAUCAUAAUGCUCCGAAGAUACCGAGCUCCCUCACGAGUCUGGUUGGGCAGGUGGAUGGAGGGAUAGAGGCUGCGCCCCUGGGGAGAGGAUGAACGCACAGAAUCUGAGAAGAGUUAUGUUCUUUUGUGUCAGGCAUUUGGGCUCAUUCAAAGCGACUUGUAAAGAAGAUACCAAGGCUCAUGUGGUCAAAUUGGAAAUCAAAAUGUAUUGAUCCAAACUACCUGGGUGAGGAGUCCAAUCUUAGGAGUAUAGUGAGGAGAGGUUAUAAAGAAUGUUGGCUACAUAUAGCAGUUUCAGGUAUGGCUCUUAUGAUACUGUAAACCAGCAGUACCAUGGGUGGAGGGAAAGGAACCAGCCGUGGUACAACGUGACAUUUUGCCAACAAACAGGAGGCAAUGACAUGCAUUUAAAUUUGAGCGCCACGAAAUGUAACUCUGACUGUAACCUGACAUCGCAGUUACAAACGCACAUGCAGAGUUAGUCCGUCUUUUCUUUUCUGCCCUCUGUGCUCACAGAUAUGUCAAGCUUUGACAUCUUGGGUAACAUUUUCUGUCUAUACAGCUUUACCAGCAUAUUCUACUACACUUAGUAAAUUGCAUCAAGUUCUACUUAGGCCUCUUCCUGUUUUUUUUUUUUUUUCUCCAGUUUUCUUUGCUUUUAUCUUUGUGAUCUUUAUCCUCAUGUAUCUUUACCACUUUACCUGUGUUAGGCAGUUUUCUUCCAUAUCACCAUCUUCCUCUGUACAUUUGCUGGGUUGUUUAUAGUGUACAUGUAUUUUUAUUUUUUCUUAAGUGCAGCCUGUAGCAACACAACCUUUUUUUUUUUUUGUUCUUUUUUUUUUUUUCUUUUUUCAAGAAAAGGGGAAAAAAAUAAUUAAUAAAAAAAUUAGUCACAUGUCCUGUGAGAUUUGUGGCAAAAUGUAACUGCUUUGUUCGUAUGGUUAUUGAUUACUGUCGUAUUGUUGCUGUGUUAUUGUGUAGCCCUUCCUUUGAGGAGGAAGGACAGGCAGGACUUGAAGUCACUUAUGAAGUCACACCAACAAUAUGCGACCAAGUCUUUUAGGGAGAAAAAACACUUUAUUGGCAUAUAGAAAUGGGCCUCAUAUAUUUCCAGAUAUUUACAUUUAAAAUAAUAAUAAUGAUAAUAAAAUUUGUUAUAAUGUG